Cladophialophora yegresii CBS 114405 is the source of this 828-nucleotide messenger RNA. RefSeq lists its product as uncharacterized. Gene Ontology annotation, molecular function: translation initiation factor activity. Gene Ontology annotation, cellular component: cytoplasm; eukaryotic translation initiation factor 3 complex. Lineage: Eukaryota; Fungi; Ascomycota; Eurotiomycetes; Chaetothyriales; Herpotrichiellaceae. The coding region runs from base 1 to 828 and encodes 275 amino acids. The record is from RefSeq and is a predicted model, not a curated record. The transcript has 3 exons.
AUGCCUCCUUCGAAGUGGGACGAGGAGUCCGAGGAGUCCUCUGAUGAAGAGUCCGUAGACGUUCCUGUCGCACGCCGCAAGUUUGCCGAUGAAGAAGACUCUGACGCUGUCGCGGAUAACUGGGAGGAAGAAGAGGAUUCCGAAGCCGAACGCGAGAAAGCCGCAAAAGCAGCCGCAGCAAAGGCCAAAGCCGACGCCGAAGCCGCAGCCAACAAGAAGUCAAAGUCUCAGCGCAUAGAGGAGCACCGUGAGGCGAACCGACGCCGACGCGCCGAGGAAGAAGAAGAGGAGAGCUCAGAGGAAGAGGAUGACGCCGAAAAACGUGCAAGGUUACGGCAGACCGAACAGGAUGCCGAUCUCAAACACGCCCAGGAUCUCUUUGCCAACGUCGGGAUGGGGCCGAAGUCGCGAACCGCUCCCAACAAGGCGGUGAUAAUAGAAGACAAGGCGAACCCCGGCCAGGCGAUUGAUCUCUCCAAGUAUCCUCUGUUCAAACCCGCCACGAAAUCGCAGUUUGACGCCCUCUCGGCCACAUUGGUGCCACUACUCACAGCCGCGUCGUCGAAACCGCACUAUUCGCUGUGGGUGUCUACCUUCGUGAAACAGAUAUGCGCCGACUUGCCCAGUGCAGAAAUCAAAAAGGCGGCGAGCGCCCUCACGGCGUUGAGUAACGAGAAGAUGAAGGAGGAGAAGGAAAAGGAGAAGGGUGGCAAGAAGAGCAAGGCAGCAAAGACCAAGUCCUCUCUCGCCGCAACGCGGGAUAUGGGUAGAGGCGUCGCAGACACGACUAGCUACGAUGAUGGAUUGGGUGAGGACGACUUUAUGUGA